GUGGCGUUAAGACGCCUCCAGGAGAUAAGAUGAAAACGAGUUUGCCGAUUAUAAAUCAGACAUUUUAAUUUGAAGAAAUAUUUUAUGCCUUUUAAUUAUUUUUGAUUUUUCUGUGUGUCUGAACUGUGAACUCAGUUCGGAUGUUAGGAACCAAGCUGAUCUGCAGGGGACAGAGCUGGCACCCACGGACGGAUUUUCAUUUAUUUAUUUAUAUUUAUUAGACUAUUACGCGUAGAAAAUGUGUUUGCUCAUCGGAGCCACCGGUGUAGGGAAAACACUGCUACUUAAACGGUUACAGAAGAUGAAUUUACGAGAUGAGCAGACAGACUUUGGUGAACCGCCCCCCACUUUACCUACGGUUGGCACCAACUUGACCGACCUGACAUUGAAGAAGAAAAAAGUGACCAUCCGAGAGCUGGGAGGCUGUAUGGGGCCCAUUUGGCCAAGCUACUACAGUGACUGCUCGUCCGUCAUUUUCGUGGUGGAUUCUGCCAACAUCAACCAGGUGUCCUCCUCCUGCAUACAACUACUAUCGGUUCUUUCUGCUGAGCUGCUCCAGGGGGCCUCAAUCCUCGUGGUCUUCAAUAAGAUUGACAUUCCCUGUCCAAUGACCAUCAUGGAGAUGAAGUCACUCUUCAGGUUGGAUGACAUCAUAGCCUCAGCCCUUCAGUCAGUCACAGUUCUGGAGUUGAGUGCACGCUCUGGACAGGGCCUGCAGAAAGUGCUGGACUGGCUGGAGUCAACAGAGAGAUCUGCUGUUGAACAACACAUGUAGGAAUUCACUGUGAAAAAUUCGUUUUCCGAGAGCAUUACACGUUUGAUCAUUUUCAGCUUGCAAUCAUACACAGAAGCCUAACUAAGAGCAUUCUCAGUGGUUGUCAGAAUGGUUUUAGCACUGGCACGUCAUCGUAUCCAAGUUUCUGACAAAUGGCACAAUGACCCAGUGGCUUCUCUUGUUACUCUGACAGCAAGACCGGCUGUGACACUGGUUCAGAAUGACUCUGGAGCAGCAUCUUAUCUCCUGUUGUAUCUAUGACAGAUCCGCCCUGCUUUUUUCUGUAUUAUUCUGCAUGUACCUGCUCAGUUCUAAGGGACCGUGAGAAACAGCCUUUCUGCCUAAAUACUGUUUAAACCAUGAAAUGAAAUGCUUUCUAAAGGAGUACAGAUAACAGGUACAGCUGAUAGCAUAGUGGUUAAAGCCGCUGCUUUUGGAUCCAAAGGUUACAGGUUUGAU
Messenger RNA from Scleropages formosus (Asian bonytongue), 1234 nucleotides. RefSeq names its product ADP-ribosylation factor-like 16 (gene arl16). NCBI's taxonomy places the organism in Eukaryota, Metazoa, Chordata, Actinopteri, Osteoglossiformes, Osteoglossidae. The coding region runs from base 239 to 775 and encodes 178 amino acids. The transcript has 5 exons. Gene Ontology annotation, molecular function: GTP binding; GTPase activity. The record is from RefSeq and is a predicted model, not a curated record.